Anopheles coluzzii is the source of this 1357-nucleotide messenger RNA. Its product is annotated as 1,5-anhydro-D-fructose reductase. Gene Ontology annotation, cellular component: cytosol. The transcript is spliced from 3 exons. Gene Ontology annotation, molecular function: aldose reductase (NADPH) activity. The record is from RefSeq and is a predicted model, not a curated record. Bases 251 to 1228 code for a protein of 325 amino acids. Lineage: Eukaryota; Metazoa; Arthropoda; Insecta; Diptera; Culicidae.
AGGGAAGCUUAAUUUAUGCGAUUAUCGCCCACACUGUCAGCUGCAAUUCGUCGCAAACGAUCAGUAAACACAUCAGCGGCACAUCGACGGGGCAAAAAAACACGCAUCGUCACUAUCUGCUACUCGCACACACUCCCACCGAUCAAUAGCGAUAGUAGUAAGACGCAUCUAACGCCCGACCCCGGGCACUCAUUCACUCCCGAUUCACCGAUCUCGGCGGACGUUUUCGCACAGGUAUCGCUUCGCUACAAUGGCCCCAAAGGUUCCAUCUGUUCGGCUCAACAAUGGCCUUGAGAUGCCCGUUCUAGGGCUUGGCACGUACUUGGCCACCGAAGAGGAAGGCAUCGCAGCGGUAAAGAUGGCCAUAGACGAGGGUUAUCGCCACAUCGAUACGGCGUACUUCUAUCAGAACGAGAACCAGGUCGGGCAGGCGGUGCGGGCCAAAAUCGCGGAAGGGCUGAUCAAGCGGGAAGAUGUGUUCAUCGUUACGAAGGUUUGGAACACUUACCACGCCCCGGAACAUGUGGCCGAAGCGUGCCAUCGCUCGCUCGACAAUCUCGGCCUGGGCUAUAUCGAUCUGUUCCUCAUCCACUGGCCGAUGGGCUGGAAGUUCUGCGGCUGGACCGGGGACGAUCUGCUGCCGAUGAACGCGAACGGCAAAUCGAUCGAUUCCGACGUCGACUAUCUCGACACGUGGAAAGCGAUGGAAAGGCUGGUGAAGGAGGGCAAGGUGAAGAGCAUCGGCGUGUCGAACUUUAACAGCGAGCAGCUGACGCGUCUGCUGGCGAACUGCGAGAUCAAACCGGUCACGAAUCAGGUCGAGUGUAAUCCGGGCAUCAAUCAGCGCAAGCUGAUCGAGUUCUGCCGGCAGCACGACAUUGUCAUUACGGCGUACAGUCCGCUCGGUAGGCCAAAUAUGGCCGAUCCGGUCGUCGGUACGGCGGGCAUUCCGAAGCACGCGCUGGACGAUCCGCGUGUGAUUACGAUUGGCCAGAAGUAUGGCAAAAGUGCGGGCCAGGUGGUGCUGCGGUAUCUGAUCGAGCUGGGCACGCUGCCGAUCCCGAAGUCGUCCAAGCUGGAGCGUAUCCGGCAAAACAUUGACAUCUUUGACUUUAGCCUGACCGAGGAGGAGAUUAAGCUGAUGGACGGGUUCAACACGGGCGGCCGGACGGUGCCGUUUCACUUUAGCAGCGAGCACAAGUACUUCCCGUUCAAGCUGGAGUACUGAGGGAAUAGAUCUGAUGGCUAAUGAUUCACCGGAAAAAAGGUCACCGUGAAUAGUAUUCAAUCCGUUGUUGCUUUGGUAAAUAAAUGUUACUGCACUCUUUGGUGUGUAUGUGUGUGCCAUGUGACGUAA